Molecule: messenger RNA, 855 nt
Organism: Colletotrichum spaethianum
Lineage: Eukaryota; Fungi; Ascomycota; Sordariomycetes; Glomerellales; Glomerellaceae
Exons: 2
Coding region: 1-855 (284 amino acids)
Molecular function (GO): ferric iron binding; oxidoreductase activity, acting on single donors with incorporation of molecular oxygen, incorporation of two atoms of oxygen
Source: RefSeq, a predicted model, not a curated record
AUGCGUUUCUCCUCCGUCGCCACCGGCUUAGCCCUCCUCUCCAGCGCUGUGGCCCACCCAGGCCAUGAUCUUACCGAAGAGAUUGCUGAGCGCCGCGCUUUCUUGAGCACUGUCAAGCGCGCCAACCUCGGACACUGUGCAGACAAGCUCGCGGCCCGCGGUGUCACGGCCCGCAACAUUGCCCGUCGCGCUGCUCAGGUUGAGCAGGCCCGCCAGAAGCGCAACAUCAAGAAGCGUGAUGCCACUUCCGUCCUUGCUGCUAGCCACAACCAGACCGAUCUUGGCUACACCCUGAACACCGACGCCGCCACCCUGUUUUCUGGCAACAACUCUUGCGUCCUAACCCCUGAAGUCACCCAGGGACCUUACUACGUCUCUGGCGAGUUGGUCCGCCGUAACAUCAUCGAGGAGCAGGAGGGUGUCGAUAUCGUUCUUGACUACCAGGUCAUUGACGUUGAGACCUGCGAGCCCGUUCCCAAUGUCUACCUCGAGAUGUGGCACUGCAACUCUACCGGCGUAUACAGCGGCAUUGUCGCUAAUGGCAACGGUGACUCCUCUGACGAGUCCAACAUUGACAACACUUUCCUCCGCGGCAUCCAGUCCACUGACGAGGAUGGUGUCGCCCAAUUCGAGUCCAUCUUCCCUGGUCAUUACACUUCCCGCGCUACCCAUAUCCACCUGUUGGUCCACACCAACGCCACGCUCUACUCCAACAACACCCUCGGCAACGAGAUUAGCGCCAGCCACGUCGGCCAGACCUUCUUCGACCAGGACCUCAUCUCUGCUGUCGAGGCCUUUGCCCCUACAACACCAACACCCAGGAGCUUACCACCAACGCCGAUGACGGCAUCUUGA